CGCAUGUGCGUGGGCGUGCAUAUGUUGCCCGACAGUCACAGUAUUUUACUCAUAUAAUUUUUACUAAUUUUGUAUAUUCUACAGUAUAACAUAUUAUAUUUUCUUCAGAUAUCUUCUUACAUAGGCGUUUUUAUUUUUUCUUAAAAUAUCAUAAACAAGUUCUGUCGAUCUGUUCCUCAGCUUCUGUAAAAUACCUUCAUUCUUUUGCGGGAUACAAUAUGGAUUUUCUACUGUUUGGCUGUUUUCUGGCAGGAUAUACGUUCAGCACUGCAAAGUCCACUAAUUUCGAGAAUCAACCGCUGCACCAGCAGCUGACACGGGCAGAACAUUUGUCUGUCUUUGGACAUCCGGAUCUGCUGGAUCAACUUCCGGAUGUCCCAUCUUACGAGGUCAUCACUCCCUACCAUCCAUUCGCCCGCGUGGAAAGGUCAAUCCGGUGGCCAACCAGAUGCCCCAAGACGUUGCACCGUACUCUCAAAAUGUUCAACAAGACUGUCAGGUUAAAGCUGUCCAGAAGCGAACAUUUGCGGGAUGAUUUGAUCUUCGAUGCCUUAGACAGCACCGACGUCACUGCGAAGUCUGAUAUUUGCGCUUACCGCAUGAAUGACCACAAUACUUCCGCAGCGGUUCAUGUUGUCGCACAGGACUAUACACUUAAUGGAUAUAUUUCCCACAAUGACGAAUUGUACCGCAUUUCUCCAGUACCACCGCGAUUACGAAAACGGGCACUGCAUUCGAACUAUAAAACCCAGCAUAUCGUAUUCGGCAUUCAUAACCUGAAUUUGGAGGCGUUAAAGACGCGAAUGGGGAAGAGUUUGGAUGAUGCUUCUGAAUGGAGCAACGCCCAAAAAUGUGCGGUAGACGGGAAAGCGGAAUGUCCUAACGGACGCUGCCUUUAUGAAACACAGACCCAACGACUUGGCAGAUCCGGAUCAACAAAUGAUGGCAAACGAGCUACUCUGGAAUUAUCGGUGUUUUUGGAUGCGGAGGCUUAUAAACGCUUUUCGGGUUAUUUAGGUUCCACCGCUAUUAUGCAUGACUUUCUUCUGCUCUUUUUACAUCAGGUCGAUCUCUUGCUGCAUCUGCCGACUUUCGGCCCGCCUGUAGACGUGAAAUUAGUGAAACUGACCAUGCUGACGUCACAACCGACUGAUAUUCCCACAAGUGGUGAUAUAGAAACUACCCUGGCAGCGUUUAGUGCAUACCAAAAAAAUCUUAAUUCGGCACCAGAAUCGGACCCAUCGCACUGGGAUCAUGCACUUUAUUUGACAAGCAUAAAACUUUCUCGUGGAGGCACAGAUUACACCGUAAUGGGGAUGUCACGCGUCGGAGCUGUCUGCAAUCCGGAUUACAGUGCAACAGUAGCAGAACUAGGAGCAAAAGAUAAGCUACAAAACGCUGUGCAAUCUUCUGGAUUUAUGGCUGCGUAUAUGGUUGCCCAUGAGAUUGGUCAUAGUAUAGGACUGAUGCAUGAUGGCGACGGAAAUAGCUGUCCAACCGGAAAAUACAUCAUGUCGGGCAGCAGAGGAUGGUCCGGACAGACGUUGUGGUCAGAGUGCAGCAAAACAGCGUUGCAAGAAAAGCUAGCAUCGCGCAGCUGUUUGUACGAUACCAAUUCAUCACCCAUGUCAUCAGAAAAUAACAUUGCAAAGUUUCCUUCACCUCCGGGACAGAUAUACACAGCCAACGCGCAGUGUGCCCUGCAAAUGCAAAAUCCGCAGUAUGUACGAGAUCCCAUACAAAAAAUUAGCGAGAUUUGCGGGAGCCUCCAGUGUCUAAACAGCGUUAAGGGCAUGACAUCAACUAUUGGACCGGCUUUGGAUGGAACAUAUUGUGGAUCUAAAAACUGGUGUUCGGGUGGCGAUUGUGUACCGUGGACAGGUGACCUUCCGGUAUCGGAUCCCGGAUGGUCCAGCUGGGCUAAAGGCGCCUGUGAAUCGGGUUGUAUUGAACACGGCACCGGAUACCAAAUCACGCAGCGUCUGUGCAAUAAUCCCGAGCCGCAAAACACGGAGACGGGUUGUGCCGGCGAGAAUCAUCAAGUGUCACUCUGUUCGGAUAAUGCGAUUUGCGGCGCACGACAGUCAGCCAGUGCCUAUGCCAGCCAAAAAUGUCAGGCCUACUACACAGCGGGAGUGACGGGAAUAAUGCCUGAAGGAAAACAAUUUCCCUAUGACAGCGAUAAACCGGAAUCGGCAUGUGCCAUAUACUGUAAAACGGAUGCAGGUGACUCUUAUAAGCACCCAAAGAAUGCCGUGGCGGUAAUGCUGGGACAGGAAGCCUACUUCCCCGAUGGGACUUGGUGUAAUAGUGACGGGUCCCGUUUGUACUUUUGUAUUGAUCAUCGAUGUGUUCCCCAAUCCGAUACAUAGAUCUAUAACGUCAACGUUCCUCUUUUACCUAUCGAGUUGUUGUU
Molecule: messenger RNA, 2416 nt
Organism: Paramacrobiotus metropolitanus
Lineage: Eukaryota; Metazoa; Tardigrada; Eutardigrada; Parachela; Macrobiotidae
Product: A disintegrin and metalloproteinase with thrombospondin motifs adt-2-like
Exons: 14
Coding region: 219-2372 (717 amino acids)
Biological process (GO): extracellular matrix organization; proteolysis
Cellular component (GO): extracellular matrix
Molecular function (GO): metalloendopeptidase activity
Source: RefSeq, a predicted model, not a curated record